AUGACAAAAAAUUAUGACCAAAAUGGCGCAAGCGAAAAAAUGAAACAACUCAGCACCGCCGCAUCGAUAGUAUACCCGGUCUUUAAGAAACCUGAAGAACCAGGGCAUUUUCCGCUUCAGCCGUACAGUCAGCGGAGAGGAUCAUCACUUGCUUUGCCGAGCACUGGAUCACGCAUUCCGAGGCUAAAAAGCACCGAAACAAUCGGUGGGGUUUCAACAGCACGUUUAGCAUCUGCUGAAACAUUGGCUCGACAUGGCGUCAGGAUCACCAGUUUCCCGCACAAUACUGGUCGCUCGGAAAAAAAGUUAACAGAAGCAUCGCUUGCUCACUUAAGCCAUAUUCCGCGUUUGCAAAGACCUGCUCGGCGGAAGAAAUCAUCACCCAGAGCAACUAGCGCAGACAAGCGUGUGCCGAGAACAAGCAAGGAAGACAGCACCGGCCUUCCUGAAUCCGAAGAAACUUUAAAGGCAUCCCGGCAGAAACCGGUACUACAUGCGUCAAAGGCGUCCUGGCACAGAGCAAGCCCAGAAUCUUCAGCGGCACGUGUGGCUUCUGCCGAUUCUUUGAGGGCACACGGACGUAGCACGCCUCCAUCACGUAUCAGCACGGGUUUGGCGGAAAAACGUGCACAGCAGCGCAGUCUUGCAGAGGAGCGACGACAAAUCCUCCUGGACAAACCCACCAAAGAAACACCUUCAGAUAGAUCAGGAAACUCGUCCAAAUGCUGCAGCUUAGUGAUUGCUCCCAAGUCUUCAAGUGUUGUGCAGCAUCCUAGCAAGGAAUAUCAGAAAACAUCGCAUAAGCCAGAGUCAGCGCUCUCUGUAGCAGGAGCUAAAUUUAAGCCAGGUCCCAGUACUUGGAUAAGGUCCUCUGCGCGCCGCUCAUCCACCAAGUCACAGGUUAUUAUUUACUCCAGUUAA
Molecule: messenger RNA, 921 nt
Organism: Gongylonema pulchrum
Lineage: Eukaryota; Metazoa; Nematoda; Chromadorea; Rhabditida; Gongylonematidae
Source: the annotation of a GenBank genome assembly